Molecule: messenger RNA, 735 nt
Organism: Neltuma alba
Lineage: Eukaryota; Viridiplantae; Streptophyta; Magnoliopsida; Fabales; Fabaceae
Exons: 1
Coding region: 1-735 (244 amino acids)
Source: RefSeq, a predicted model, not a curated record
AUGGGAAGCGAUGAAUUUGUAACGAUGAUUCUAACUGAUGCUUGCUUCAUCAUUGAAUACGUUCUUCUAAGGCUAGAUAAAGAUGGUUGGCAUUCCAAGCUAUGGUCAAUGCGGAAGAUAAGAACAGACUUGAUUUUGCUUGAAAAUCAGCUACCAUUUUUCGUUCGUAAAGAUCUAUUUGACCUAACUUUUCCAAAUGGCUACAAUGAUAAAUUUUCAUUUGAGUUUGUUACCUUCCGCUAUUUUUAUUCCACAUUCAUUUCUAGAAUAGUUCCUAAUGAAAGACUUCGUGGAAGGUUUACGUUCUCAUAUUUUGUACAACACCACCUACCUACACUUCCUGAUGGUACUCCACAAGUACAUCACUUGUGUGAUAUGCUGAGAAUCUUCCAUGUGCGACUUGAUCAACUACCAAGGGAACACAGUGGCAGGGACAUGAAGCUUAUAUAUACUAUAAGCAAACUACAUGAUGCAGGAAUCAAAUUUGAGCUCAAUGAAGAUGAAAUAGGCUUACUUAAACUGCAAUAUUCAAAGGGAGUGAUGAAAAUACCAAGAAUCGUUGUAAGUGAUUCCACAGAGGCCCAGCUUAGAAAUUUAAUGGCAUUCGACAAGUGUCACUUUCCUUCCCCAAGAAGCAUGACUGAUUACAUAGUGUAUCUGGAACAUCUUAUUAGAACAGGAAAAGAUGUUGAAAAGCUUGAAGAAAAGGGAGUUAUAGAGAACUUCAUAGGAUAG